Molecule: messenger RNA, 534 nt
Organism: Sphenostylis stenocarpa
Lineage: Eukaryota; Viridiplantae; Streptophyta; Magnoliopsida; Fabales; Fabaceae
Source: the annotation of a GenBank genome assembly
AUGCCUGACAUUCUCAUCCUUGUUGUGCUGCUUGAGAAUGGAAAUCAGUUACUGGGUGAGAAAACUAAUCGGGAAGUGCGACGACCUCCAAAUUUUAGCGGUCCAUUGAUGCUUCCAACACGAGCUUCGGCAAAUAGUUUAUCAGCUCCAAUAAAGUCUGGUGGAGGAUUCAGGGAUUCCUUGGACGAGAAGUCUAAGGCUAAUCUAGUACAAAUUAAAGGGCGAUUCUCUGUGACAUCAGAAAAUUUAGAUCUUGUAAAGGAUAUACCCGGAAGUUCAGUUUCAUGCCGAUCUUCACAGAAUGGAAAGUUGCCACCAAUACUUCGCAGUUCAGAAAAUAAUGGCAGUGUUGAAACUUCAGCUGCAGAGAGGGAACGUCUUCUGCUGCUCAAAAUAAUAGAGCUUCAGACUCGGAUGAUCACUAUGACUGAUGAACUGACGGCGGAGAAGUUAAAGUACAUGCAGAUGAAACAACAGCUAACAGCUCUCCAAAGUAAGGAACAAAAUAGGGACAAGAGAGAGGAAGCUGCUUGA